AUGAAUCCAUCUGGGAGCUCGAGAUCGCUACAUACACCGGUUCCAAGACCAGUCUCUAGUCUCUCCGUGCGACCAUCGUCGUCGUCUCGGCCUUCCUCUAGCAUCUCCCAGCAUCGUCCCUCAACCAGCAUAGGAUUCCGACCCCCGUCCAGCGCGUCUCAUCGCACACAAUCGCGUCUCUCCUUCAGACCACCCUCACGGAGCUCAAGGUCCAGAAUAAUACCACAAUGUCAAACACUGGUUACGCAAGUGACUGGAAUUGAAGACCAAGAGAGCGACGAUUUCAAGGAUCUCGUGGAGUAUGCUUAUAGGCAACUGGAACCGACGACGAUCAGUAAACCGUCUGCCAGUGUGGAUAUUGAAGUUAUUGACCGUACAAUAAGUGGACAUGCCUUGAAAGCUCGCGUGAAUUUGAAAGAGGAGUUGGCGACUAGUCUUGAGCAUUGUUAUAGGAAGCUCAAGGACCAUAUUGAAAGUCAUGAGAGCGACCUUGAUGCACCUGUGGUGUCGAACAAGAUCCCAGAUCAUCUUCAAUUUCUCAUCGCCCUCGCCCAACCCCCUUCAGCAGCCUCUCUUGCAUAUGCAGACCUGUAUCUCGAGAGAGUCAAGAAUCCCCAGCCAUCGACACCACCGCUAACAUGGGCUGAAAUUCUCGCCGAGGAGCCGUUUGAAGGCGACCAUUGGGAGGGCAUCUUGGAUCCUAUAGGCGAUGACUGGGAUACGACCCCCUCCCUGUCACCUCUCAACUCGGACGACCUUGCUCUGGAUGACGAUGACUCAUCUCUUCUGUCCAUGGACGAGGCUGAGCGUGCACCUUCCACGGAUGCUCAGUUCACACCGCCGCAAGAGGCACGACAGCCCUUCUCUCCAGAACACGCCAAAGCGUUCCGCGAGUUACAGCAUCAGCAAUAUUGGAGGAAGGAAUGGCGCUCAGACGCUGAUCCUUCCCGGUCGUUUGACUUGGGGGAUCCUUCUACUCUUGGGCCUUCGAUAGAGAGAGCCGGAGCACGUACUCGCAAGGAAAGACUCGCGCUCGACAUGCUUGCCCCUCCGAAAUAUAUUAACGAAGAAGACAUGGUUCGGGAGGUGCUCAUAGCACUUCAGGGAAGAGAGAAUACCGUCUUUACGUGGGAAAACGACAAUAUGGUCCUGACGUCUUCCCCUCCCCGCUUGAUCCACCUAAGCCUUCAAUCGCAAGCAUCCAUUCUUGAAUCCCUUGGGAAAACGGCAACUACUGUCCAACACCUUCGCCACUUUGUCGCCCACGUCUUCGCACAAUCCGCCAAUCGCAUCACCUCUGCCGAUGGUCAAAGUCGACCUAUACCAAACCUCAGAUUUCCACAAACCAAGACAGCAGAAGCGUUCGCCGAUGCAAUCGAUUUCGAAAUACGCAAGUUCGAGGCUUGGUGUGCAGAGCGGGAGGAAGACAUGUGUCGUGCUGGGUUGGAAAACUUGGAUGAACCAUUGGUUGUCAGCCUUCUCAACACCGAACAGACCCUCCGGAAUGAAUAUGACGAGUCUUUCGAGAUUUUGUCAACGAUUGUCCGGGAUGUCUUUGGAUACCCGGCCGGUUCGACUCGACGCAAGUUUUGGAGGUCAUCGGCAACGCUUUCCACGGCACUUCUGGAUACCCUAUUCUCGCAUUUACAGGAACACAUGGAGAGGAAUGCCGUGGUCACUGGCAACACUCUCCUCCGCGUAUUCGUUUCGUCGUCCGAGCCGAUCUGGGGUAUGGUGGGGAAGUGGCUUCGGAAUGGUAUGAAUGUCGCAACAUUUAGCGACAAGCAGAAUCCAGGCGACCUAGAGGAAGAGUUCUUCAUCGAAUAUAACGGCAUUGGGGUCGGGAUGCUGAGUAUGGGGUUGCUGGAUCCAGACUUUUGGAAGGACGGAUAUUCUCUGCGUGAACUGUCUUCGGAGACAGAGGCCGAGGGAGGAACAGGUUCAGCAUCGAGGCAAAGUGUUGUCCCUACAUUCCUGGAACAUGUAGCAAAGCUCAUUCUAGGAACCGGGAAGGCCACCGGUCUCAUUCGAGCCCUUGGAGUGCCUCUGUCAGCCCAUGGCUUCGCCGAUUGGCCUCUCUUCGCCGAUCUCGUUCGAUCUCAUCCGCGAAAUGUCGAACCUCAGGAAAACGAUGACGGUCCCAGGAGCCUGUUCUCUGUCUCCGUCGACUCCCUUUCCGCAAUCAUCAAUGACCACCUCCGUGAGCCAUGUCAUGAAACUGGCGCUUUCUUGUCUCAGUUGCUCUUCGAAGACUGCGACUUGCGAAGCCACGUAAAUGCCCUUGAAGACUUGUUCUUGAUGAGAAAGGGAGACGCUAUCACGCAUUUCUUGGAUGUCGUCUUUACAAAGAUGGACGCCAAUCAAGCAUGGUCCGACUUCCAUUUCCUAAACACUGCAUUUGGGGACGUUGUCCGUUCCAACCUAACCCCCGGGAGUCAAGAAUGGAUCCAACUCUCCCUUGUGCGACUCUCAUACCGCGGACACAGGGAUAAAGACAGGAACAUCCACCGCACCGUCCGAGCCAUCGAAGGUCUCUCAGUCGAAUAUGCUGUCCCCUUUCCUUUGACCUAUAUCUUCAGACCGGAGAUUGUCCAAAUCUAUAGCGAGAUCUUUGUGUUCUUGUUACAGAUUCGGAGGGCGAAACAUGUUUUGGAAAGGAUAUUGAUUAGAGAGGACAAUGAUCGACACCAGAGGUUGAAGGAGGAGUUGAAAGUGUUUUAUGCGAUGAGGAGUCGGCUGAGUUGGUUCGCCAAUACCCUCUUGAACUUUUUGACGACUUAUGUUCUUCACGUCCAAAUCCUGAAAUUCCACGAAGAUCUCGACAAGGCCAAAAGUCUGGACGAAAUCAUUACUCUUCAUGAUGACCACCUUGACAAAAUUCAAGGCAGAUGUCUUUUGAAGCCGAAUGCUUCUGCUCUUCACAAAUCCAUCAUCUCUAUCCUCGACAUCUGCCUCCAUUUCACCAAUAUAUUCGUCACCUUCGCGGGAGAUACGACCGCUACACACGAUGUCUCACGCCACUCUAUCGUCCUCAAGCAUCGCAGUCGUAAACAACGACGCAUACAACGCAAUGUCAUCGGGUUCUCACAUUCGAUCAGGGAUAUCGACCUUGUUAGUUCCGACGACUCUGACCCUGACGAGAUGCUCGAUGAGAGCGAGGGGCGUGGCCCACCAGAUACCACGACGACCUCGUUCUUGUAUGAUGAGACGAUGGGAGGGGUGGAUGACGGUGAUUUCUUUGGGAGGAUAGAGAAAAUUUCGAGGGAGGUGGAUGGGUUAGUUCGGUUUAUCAGGAGAGGGGUAGAGAGUUUAGCUGGGGGUACUACUGAGGCUGCUCCAGCGUUUGGUGUUUUGGCUUUUGCGUUGGAAGAUUGGGAUUUGUGA
This is a messenger RNA of Coprinopsis cinerea okayama7#130, 3384 nucleotides long. RefSeq lists its product as hypothetical. The record is from RefSeq and is a predicted model, not a curated record. The transcript is spliced from 10 exons. Gene Ontology annotation, biological process: cytoplasmic microtubule organization; meiotic cell cycle; spindle assembly. Gene Ontology annotation, cellular component: spindle pole; centrosome; equatorial microtubule organizing center. Bases 1 to 3384 code for a protein of 1127 amino acids. Lineage: Eukaryota; Fungi; Basidiomycota; Agaricomycetes; Agaricales; Psathyrellaceae. Gene Ontology annotation, molecular function: microtubule minus-end binding; gamma-tubulin binding.